Messenger RNA from Colletotrichum gloeosporioides, 1326 nucleotides. RefSeq lists its product as uncharacterized. Bases 1 to 1326 code for a protein of 441 amino acids. Lineage: Eukaryota; Fungi; Ascomycota; Sordariomycetes; Glomerellales; Glomerellaceae. The transcript is spliced from 2 exons. The record is from RefSeq and is a predicted model, not a curated record.
AUGCGUUACCAACAUAUAAUCGCGACCUAUGUCGCGUGGAUAAUGUCAGAGACCGUUGCCACGCCAGUCCCAGUCAGCAACAACGACAUCAGCCUCCCCCAACCUACUAUCUUAGAUACCCGGCAAGCAACUUGCGAAACAAAGGCACUUUCCAACCAAACAUGGAUAGAGGAAGAUGUUGACGGCUUUUUGGCGAACGCCUCGCAACAUUACAUCCAAUACCCCAACAACAACAUUCAGGCACUGGGAGCCUACCUCGGCGCACCAAACUUCUUUUGCGGCGUAAAUGAAUGGUGCAAUGCUGGACAGCCAUGCUCCCCUGUCCAACUUCCUGGAUGGUAUGCGCUCAUGGGCAUCCAGGGAUGGAACAAUUAUGUCAACAACCUUAACCUCGCUGUGACAUACACAGCAGCUAUCUUGGGCAUGCGGCUUUCCAAGAUGGUCACCGAAUUGUGGCCGAAGCCAAAGGACAACGUCACGGGCUGGAAGAUGGCCAUUGCGUGGAUGAACGGUAUCCUCAACGCUUUCCCGACCACUGCAGUGUUCGGAGCUGUUCAGGGUGGUAUUGCCUCAGCGGUACAAGGAAACAACAUCAUCGUGAGCGGUAUGUUGGUGGCGCCGACCGCAGACAAGGAAUUCGUGAGGUGGACGGCCAUUGGCGACCAGAUGGGCCAGAAGUUGGAUGAAUACAAAAAGUCCAUCGGCCAAUACGCGCGAAACAUCAUCGACGCACCCAUCAACGACACCAAGUGGGGCAUCAACACCGUCCUCCACGGCGGCAACUACCUCGUCCGCAACAAGAAUUUCACACAAGACGACGUCGAGAACUGGAUGUACAAGACCGUCAGCAUCAACGCCAUGGGUCUGAUCCUGCAGGCCCAGAACGUCUUCAUCUUCCGGGUCUACAAUAUGACGGAAUGCGAUCCUAACGAUUACUACAAGGACUAUAGGAGCGCCUUCUACUGCCAGCAGCAGCCCAACGGCCUUUGGACCAAGUACCGGCUGCAGAAGAAGGGUAGCGACGACUUCGUGCCCGAACAUCGCCUCGCAUCUAAGCUGCAAGACGUAUACGGCCUGACUAAGGAGGACAUCUUCCUCGGGCCCACAACCUGCUUCGACACGCACGACUACGAGCAGCUGACCAACCCUUGGGAAGAGGUGUCACCGAACGGCGUUUUGUUCGACGCAAUGCAGCCUUGCAACUUCAACUUGAAUGUUUGCACAGUGGACAACGCAGAGAAGGAUCUUUAUGGGAAGUCUGAGUUUGAUUACUACGAGAACGAGGGCGAUUGGUGGUGCGAAUUGCAGGGUAUCACAUGGGUCUAG